Ustilago hordei is the source of this 3939-nucleotide messenger RNA. RefSeq names its product related to alpha,alpha-trehalose-phosphate synthase, 115 KD subunit. NCBI's taxonomy places the organism in Eukaryota, Fungi, Basidiomycota, Ustilaginomycetes, Ustilaginales, Ustilaginaceae. The record is from RefSeq and is a predicted model, not a curated record. Gene Ontology annotation, biological process: trehalose biosynthetic process. Gene Ontology annotation, molecular function: catalytic activity. The coding region runs from base 1 to 3939 and encodes 1312 amino acids. The transcript has a single exon. Gene Ontology annotation, cellular component: cytosol; alpha,alpha-trehalose-phosphate synthase complex (UDP-forming).
AUGCCACGCAGAGGCAAUCUGGGCGGUCACCGCGUAGUGAUCGCCUCGCUCUUUCUGCCCGACACACUUCACUUCGUCGAGCCCGAGUUCGAGUCCGCCCUCGCAGAAUCACCGCAAGAGUCGACGGCACCACCUUCACCGGACUCUUUACCCCAUGAUGCACCACUCCCACUGCAUGAGCUGUCGUCGAGACUGGCAGCAUCCAUUUCCAUGUCGGCGCAAGACCGCCAAACACGUUCCAUGCCCGUUGCCGCAAAGACGCCCAUGAAUCGUCAGUCUUCGUUGACAGAUACAAAGAUCAGCAUGAGCGAAUUGAUGUACGAAGCAGCGGCUGUGCCGAAGCUCGACAUGCGUGAAGGUCCCAUCUCAGGAGCGUCGAGUCCGCUCACACGUUCGAGACGAGGAUCCAUGUCGGAACAUCCGGCCGCUGACAUUCCUGUUGCUCCUGCAUCGGAUCAUGGCCGAGCAGCCAUGACGCCAGAUCUAAAUCCUUUGAGCGUCUUCUCUACCUCGCCUCUUCCAGGUCAAACGGCUUCCAUCACUGCUGCGCCCAAGAGUCGUCGUUCCAGCUUCAACACCAACACAAGCAGCGGUACUGCGCUUGCACCCGCCGCCAACGUUCCAGAAGGUACCGGAACCAGAACGCCAGGCGCAAGGGCUGGAGGCAAACUCGGCAUCACUACACCACUCAGCAUCAUCUCGGAUCUCGCUGCCAGACGUGGUGGACCUAUCCCAUCACUUGCAACUACCGCUGAUAGCGAACGACACCAUCCUUUCGGAUCCGGCGCUGUCACUCCAAUCGCAGGUGCGCAGACUCCUGGGAACGCAAACAGACCUCCUGGGCUCGCUCGCGCCUUCCCUUCUUCCCUCAGCAUGACCAAAGCCAACCCUUCUGGCAGCGUCUCUGCUGGUCCUGGUGCGCUCCCCACUCUCAAGAGUCUGGCUGCUGCCAAGCAAGUAAAUACAGCCUCUGGUUCCAGAACGCCUAGCGGCUCAUCAGGCUUGCAUGGCGCCAAGACUGCUAGCGCUGUCUCAAGUGGCUCCAUCAACGAUCAUGGAAGGGGCGCCGCACCUACAUCCGCGCCAAACCAAGCUCGCAAAGCUUCCAUUCCUACCGCCGAAAAGCCUUCCUCACGCGAGCUUCUCGGUCACGCACGCACACCCAGAGAACACUCCAUCUCCUCUUCACUCACCGCUUCCAUCAAAGGAAGAGCGCAUCAUCAUGGCGGUGGAGCGCAUAGCAGCGGCAACCAAGGUCCACCUGCUGCGCCUUCUUCUGUCUUUAGCCGGAACCAUAGCAUUCGUUCUGCCCCACGUCGAGGUUCAGGUCGUCGAGCAUCUUCCGCAAGCCGCUCGCAGCUUGGCAGACGUACUUCCACCGCAUCGCUUGACACGGUUAUGGACGAUGAUGCGGACGCGGCUUUGCCACCCUUCGACUUCGUCAGCAACCCCUCUGCUAAUGGUGGUCUCAUCAAUGCAGUGAGGAGCAUCGAGCGCGAACGUCUUCGUGCAGGCAAAGUUUACGUUGGUACACCAGGUCUCUCUACGGAAGGUUGGCUUGGUCCCAGUGAGAAACGCAUCCUCGAACAAAAGUACCUCAAAGAGCGAUCGUCGAUGCCCGUCUGUCUUGCAGACGAUGACUUUGACCUUAGCUACAACCGUUUCUGCAAGCAGAUCUUGUGGCCCACCUUCCACUACACUUCGCCCACUUCGAAGGGACUCGACAACGAGCACGAAGCCUUCCGUGCCUACUGGGAAGUCAAUCGCCGCUUUGCCGAUGCUAUCGAGGACAUCUAUCAGGAGGGUGACAUUGUUUGGAUCAACGACUAUCAUCUGCUCCUUGUGCCGCAGAUGGUGCGCGAGCGACUACCGCAUGCCACCAUCGGUCUCUUUGUUCACAUCGCUUUCCCGUCGUCCGAGAUCUUCCGUUGCCUCAGCAUGCGCGAGACGCUGCUCAAAGGCAUGCUUGGCGCCGACCUGAUCGGUUUCCAGACCCACAACUUCUGUCGUCACUUCCGUCAGACUGUCAGUCGCAUCCUUCAGCUCGAAGCGACGCCUAAAGGUGUCCAGCUCGAAGGUAGCUUUGUCACCGUAGCGCCCUUCCCUAUCGGUAUCGACGUGCGUAGUCUCAAUGCCAAGCGACAGGAUCCGGAAGUCAGCGAGUGGGUCGCACAGUUGCGUCAAAAGUACGCAGGCAAACGCAUCAUUGUCGGUAGGGACAAGCUCGAUUGGAUCAAGGGUGUCAGGCAAAAGCUACUCGCCUUCGAAGCAUUUUUGGACGAGAACCCGAAGUGGGCCGGCGAAGUCGUGCUCAUCCAGGUCGCUCUGGCUACCACCGAGGAGAACGAAGAGAUUGGCGAAGCAACCGACGUGGUCUCGCGCAUCAACAACAAGUACAGCUCGCUCACCUAUCAGCCCGUCGUCUUUCUGCAUGUUCAAGACAUCACGUUCAGCCAGUAUCUGGCGUUGCUGACCGUAGCCGACUGCUUCUUGGCGACGAGUCUGCGUGAAGGUAUGAACCUCACCUCGCAUGAGUUUGUCGUCUGUCAAGAAGUGAGCCAUCGUCCCUUGGUGCUGUCCGAGUUCACGGGCACAUACUCUGGCCUUCGAGCCUGCAUCGGCAUCAACCCUUGGAACACCAAGCAGGUUGCGCACGCCAUCCACAAGGCGCUCAUCAUGGACGAGUCCGAGAUGGUGCAACGCUGGACUGACUUGCACCGAGUCGUCGUCACGCAGACGGCGCAGCAGUGGAUCACGUCGUUGCUCGGUCACCUCGAGCGUGCACACAUGGAGCAAGAACGUCUCGAAAACAUGUUUGUGCCCAAACUGGAAGUGGCUCAGCUCGUAUCGGAAUGGCGAGCUGCUCAUUCACGCCUCUUGCUCAUCGAUCUCGAAGAAACCCUGGUCACUUAUGACCCACUUCUGGCUCACGAGCAAGGCGGUUUCCGUCCUCCCGAGUGGCUGUUCACGCUACUCAAUGACCUAGCCGCGGAUAACAAGAACGUAGUCUACAUUCUCAGCGGUAUGGGCACCAACGAUUUGGAUCGACUAGCUUCGCGCAUCGACAGCGUAGGCUUUGCCGCUGAGGACGGCUGCUUUGUCAAGCAUGCUGGCGAGCACCACUGGAACAGUCUCGUAGCGCCCUUUGACCUUCGUCCGGUGCGCGAUAUUCUCUCCUACUUCACCGAGCGAACGCCUGGCUCGUACAUUGAGGAGCGCAGCGCUUCCAUGUGUUGGCGUUUCUGGAACGACAAGCUGGGCGAUCGUGAUUCACACGAAGCUCAGUGGGCUCGCCGACAGUCGGCUGAGGUGGCCAACCUGAUCCACGAACGAUUCUCGCACUCUCUGCGCGUGGUGCCAUGCCGAACCAAUUGUCUCAUUCUUCCUCGUCAUGCUAGUCGAGUGGCAGCAGUGCAACACAUCAUCAUGCAGAUGAGCAUCAUCGGAUCAGUAGCAAUGAGCGGCGCCAACGCGAGCAGCCAGCCUUCGUCUGCAUCAACGCCGUCGCUCUCGGCGCAAAAGCCCAACGAUAUCACACAGCGUCUUGCAGAUCAGCCGCACCAUCCUCCAUUGGAAAGCGCAUACAAGCAGCCUUCGAACUACUGGACGAUGCCAAGCGCACACAACACGCGUGCUUCAUCGCCGGUGGUGCAUCAAUCACCCAUGCGAAGCCACGCUGGAUCGGUGUCACACCACUUGCCUCACCAUUUCCACCAGACACACACUUUCGACUUUGUUCUGGCGCUGGGUCAAGACGAGAAGCUGCUGGCCUACGUCAACACACUCGAUCUUUUCGCCCCUGUCACCUGCACUACAGUGGACUUGGAGAAGAAUCGCGGCACAGAGGCAGCCUACUUCCUGGCGCAGUCGGAAGUGCAAGAGGCGCUCGAGGAGAUGGUAGGCUUCCGUGCUCGCGAUUUGAAAUGGGCCAACCGCUGA